Molecule: messenger RNA, 5129 nt
Organism: Dreissena polymorpha
Lineage: Eukaryota; Metazoa; Mollusca; Bivalvia; Myida; Dreissenidae
Product: glycosylphosphatidylinositol anchor attachment 1 protein-like
Exons: 13
Coding region: 76-2097 (673 amino acids)
Biological process (GO): attachment of GPI anchor to protein
Cellular component (GO): GPI-anchor transamidase complex; membrane
Source: RefSeq, a predicted model, not a curated record
ACUAUACCCGGCAAAGGGAAACAACUUCAUUGAUUAAAGUAGGAACAACAACGAGAAAUACUAAAUUUGUAGAAGAUGGGCAUUCUUUCAAAUCCAAAAUCAAGACAGUUGAUAGUUGAGAAAGUAUCUCGUUACAACAACAUUCUGUGUGGAGCUUGCUAUGUUGUUGGGGUCAUUUGGUUUAUGGCUUUGGCAUACAAACCUUUCAAUGCUAAAACAUAUUUCUCAGAAAAUGCUCUUCUGCCAGGUGUGGUUGAGAGUGGAUUCUUCUUUGAUUUUGAUGUUAGUUCAUAUAUCACAGAAGUUAAAGAGGAAUUGAAAAGGGAUAAAAGGAAUGUCCCAAGAGACUGGCUUUACCAGAAGAUGAGAGAGGCAGGUCUGGAGACAUACAAACAGAACUAUACUAUCCAUUACCCCUUGCACAUUCUCCAAGGACAGUUAGUCCCAGGACAGAACGUGUAUGGAAUAUUACGUGCCCGGAGAGCGUCGAGGGUUGAGGCGGUGGUGUUGUCAGUGCCGCUGCGCUCCAAGUCUUCAGAACUGCCACAGACAUAUGGAGGACUCAUUGUCAUGUUGGGCUUGGUGCGAUAUUUUAUCCGUCAGCCAUAUUGGAGCAAGGACAUCAUAUUCCUGGCCACUGACAGAGAAGAGUUAGGCAUGCAAGCUUGGCUGGAUGGCUACCACCAUGUGCAUUCACAGUACAUCAGGCCAGAUGAGUUGCCAGCGCGGAGUGGUCAGAUACAGGCGGCCCUGAAUCUGGAGAUACCCGACAGUAAUAUCCAAUUCAUGAACAUCAAGAUGGAGGGCCUGAACGGCCAGCUGCCCAACCUUGACCUUGUCAACCUUGUGGUUAGGCUGUGUAACCGGCAUGGGCUGCAAGUCAAACUACACAACAAGGCGGAUGUCUCAGACAUGGAGGCAGAGACCCCUCAAGGCUACCUGCAGUCAGCCGGCACCAUGGUGAGGAUGAUGUGGGCCCAGGCAUCCGGUUCCCCCUCUGGCAACCACGGCCUCUUCCAUCGCUACCACAUCGAGGCUGUUACACUGGAAGCUGUGUGCAAGAAGAAGACCGGACGGUUCUCCUUGGACACUGUCGGCAGAGUUGUUGAAGGGAUAUUCCGCAGCCUGAACAACCUCCUGGAGCGGUUCCACCAGUCGUUCUUCUUCUACCUGCUACCAGGAACAGAGCGCUAUGUGUCCAUUGGGCUCUACAUGAUCCCAUUUGCCAUUAUAUGCUGCUCAUGUCUAAUAAAAGCUAUUGCAUUGUGGGUGAAGCUAAGUGCUGAUGCAAGCAAGCCAGACACCGAUACGGACAUUGCUGUGGGGGAGGGGAAGGCGGGCAGUGAUAAGAACGUCACUGAGACCACGGCUGCAACACAGGAAAAAACUGGGAAAAAACUGGAUACAAAGUCCCUCCAUGACAUUGUUGAAGAGGAUACUGAUAUUGAUGAUCAUGAUGACCGACCAUCGGGUGUGUUAUCCAUUCUGCCAUUGGUGCUGAGCAGUGUGAUCAUGUCAGUGCUGUGCUAUACAGGCCCAGAGUUGCUGUCCAGUGUGGCAGUGCCAUUCAAAAUGAACGUAGAGGACGGAAUCUUUUAUGGCUUUAUUGCCCUCUUUACUGCGUCAUUAAUGUUUCCUAAAAUGAUUGCAAGGCGAACCUCUGAAGAAAAGCGGCUGAAUUUUGACUGGAGGCUGUUAAAGGCGUUGACUCUGAUAUUCCAGUCCCUCAUGUUAUUUGGUCUUGCCCUUAUGAACAUCUCCCUGGCAUACUUCCUCGCUGUCUUAUUCGUACCAGUCUCAGUCCUUGUGCAUCCAUCCAAGUCCAGAGUAUCCCAGUGGGGCCAGAAGCUCCUUCUUCUGCUAAUCUCUCCCUUCAGCAUCCUCUACGUUGCCACAGUGAUUCGUUCCCUUGGUGACAAGAAUGAGGGCGGUUCACUGGGUCUCCUUGGUGACGCGUGGAGCAACCUCAGUCACGGUGUCCUGCUUACUCUUGUGGACAGAUACUUUUUCGGCAACUGGUUGUUUGCCUUGUUUAGCUUUGCAGUGUUUCCCAAUUGGUUGAGUCUGUGGUCUAUUUCUUUUUGUGAGUCUGAAUAAUGGUCAAGUCAUUAGGGAUGCAGUUCAGCACUGUGAUUUUUCCACUGGUUAACUCUAAUGUCCAUUCCACUCUAUAAGUCACGGUAAGCAAACAUUGUUAUGUGCUUCAUGGUAUUUCCAAACUGGAUCCAAAUUAACCAAAUUUCUUUUUCACUUAAGACUAAGAGUGAAAAAUUCUUAUAAGGAUUAAAUGUUGAAUCAAUAUGCUUUCUGUUUCAACUGACAUUUCUUAACUGUGAGCUGUUACACAUGUUUAUGUCCCAUGUUUUUAUAAAAUGCUUGUUUACUGGAUCCAUUCUGUUUUCCUAAGACUAUGAAUGGGUAAGUGAAUAGCACUGAAUACAGUCCUAGGUCAACCAAAUAGUACUGAAUACAGUCCUAGGUCAGCAAAAUAGUUCUGAAUACAGUCAUAGGUCAACCAAAUAGUACUGAAUACAGUCCUAGGUCAACCAAAUAGUACUGAAUACAGUCCUAGGUCAGCAAAAUAGUUCUGAAUACAGUCAUAGGUCAACCAAAUAGUACUGAAUACAGUCCUAGGUCAACCAAAUAGAACUGAAUACAGUCUUAUGUCAACCAAAUAGAACUGAAUACAGUCCUAGGUCAACCCAAUAGUACUAAAUACAGUCCUAGGUUAACCCAAUAGUACUGAAAACAGUCCUAGGUCAACCAAAUAGUACUGAAUACAGUUCUAGGUUAACCCAAUAGUACUGAAUACAAUCCUAGGUAAACCCAAUAGUACUGAAUACAGUCCUAGGUUAACCCAAUAGUACUGAAUACAGUCCUAGGUCAACCAAAUAGAACUGAAUACAGUCCUAGGUGAACCCAGUGUUAGUAGAACUGAAUGCAUGCAAUCUAACAGUACUCAAUAGAGUCCAAUGGCACUGAAUACAUUUCUAGGUUAAUCCAAUAGUACUGAAAACAGUCCAAUAGUACUGAAUACUGUCCAGAGGCACUAAAUACACUCUUAGGUUAACUCUGUUAAAAUAGCAACGAAUACUGGCCUAAGUUAACCUCGUGUUAAUAUUAUGUAUACUGUCAUAGAUUGACCGAUGUGUACUAUCGUAGAUUUACCGAUUUAUACUGUCAUAGAUUGACCGAUUUAUACUGCCCUAGAUUGACCGUGUGUAAUAAGAGCUGCAUACAGUCCUAGGUUAAUCAUGUUGUCUGUUUCCUUUUGCUGAAUAUGCAUUUAGUAUUAAGUGUUGUUUAAUUGUAAAAGUAAGAUUUUUCUUGUGGCUAUCUCAGUGACUAGUCUUGUUUAAGAGCAUGUGUGCAAAUCUGAUACUUAAGUAUUUACAAUCAUAAUCCGUCAGUUGUGUGUGAUCAAAAAUGUGUGUGUGUGUGAUAAACUGUUUACUUUUUUCUGAGUGUUAGAUUUUAGUGUAGCUACAUAAAACAUGCACAUUUGAGUCGCGUUCUGAGAAAACUGGGCUUAAUGCAUGUGCGUAAAUUGUAAUCCAAGAUUAGCCUGUGCAGUCCGCAAAGGCUAAUCAGGGACAACACUUUCAGCUUUUAUGAUAUUUUUCAUUUAAAGGAAGUAUCUUCUACACGAAAAUCCAGUUAAGGCAGAAAGUGUUGUCCCUGAUUAGCCUGUGCGGACUGCACAGGCUAAUCUGGGACAACACUUUACGCACAAGCAUUAUGCCCAGUUUUCUCAGAACGCGACUCAUUUGUUUUCUUUAAAAAAAUGUUUACUAGCCAUUUAUUUUAUUCUAUUCCAUAUAAUAGUGUUAUUCUAUUCCAUACAAUAGUGUUCACUGCUUAAAUUGUUGAUCGAUGAUUAUAGACAAAGAAAAUGGUUUGAAAUCUGAUAUUUAUGCUCAACUAAUUAUAUAUCAUUUUCUAUGAGUAUAAAUAGAAAACUAUUAUUACAGAUAGAUUUUACAUACCAUCGGUCAAAUCUCAAUUUAUGAUCUGAACUUCUACUGACAGGUAUAGUUGUAGUGUUAGGUACAUUACCACUGGCAUAUCUUGUAAAGUCUAUGCAGUCAUUAAAGGAAACCAAUUAUUUGCUAAAUGCGUGUUAGUGCAUAAUCUCAUUUCAACUUAAAUAUUGAGGGUUAUAAGACUGAUAUCAAUUGGAAAGACUUAUUCAAAGUGACAGACACAAGUAAAUUAUUCGAAGGUACAUGUACAUUUCUACAAAAAUAUUUUUUCAUUGAUCUUUUAACUUAUGACUUUUUGUGUUUCUAUAAAUUUAACUUUUUUCCCCAGAAUGGAAUGAUUUUCUAAUAACUAAUAAAGGUAUCAGUGUUGCUUACAGAAACAAGGUCCAAGGUGAAAGGUCACAAUACAAGGUCAAAAGUCAGAUUUAGAAAAUCAGUCCCGAACAAUUUGUCUGUUGUUUAGCUUUGUUAAGCAUUGAGAGAUUUUCAAAUAACUUUGGAAAGGAAUCAGCAUGGUGAAACCGCUUGUCACACAUGAGAAUCAGGUUGUAUGUUCUGAGUCAAGGUCACAAUAAAAGAUCAAAGGUCAGAUUUAAGAAUCCAUUAUCAACACUUUGUCUAGAGGAAAAAUUUGUUCAGCAUUGAUGGGUUUUGGUAUAACUUGAAAUAAAUUAAUAAAGUAUGAUAUGUCAGAUUAGUAUUACACUCAACAACCAGAUCAUCAGGUCCAAUGCCAAGGUCACAAUUCAGAAUCCAAUGCCAAAUUAAAGAAGCAACCCCAGGAAAAUACAUCAAGGGAAACUUUGAAACUUACCUGAGGUAAAAAAGAAAUGUUAUUAAGAAAUUCUAUUAAGUGUUUGCUCAUCCUUUGACUACUGACAUUUUCACACCAGGGGCCCAACUUAUUUGAUUUUGUUCUUACACUAUGUACAUUGACCACUCAGAACACUCAAUUUUCCGAAAUAUAUUUCUUUGCAUUUAUUUAUUUCAUAUGUCUUUUCGAGUAACAUGAUCAUUUAAUGAAUGUGUCUAACAUUUUAUAUGUCUUUUUGUAUAACAUUUACAUUUGUAUCAACACGAUCGGUACUUUAAAACGCCACUGUGUAGAUCCUCUGUCUUUUUUUGAUAAACAACGAUAAAACUGUA